Molecule: messenger RNA, 1269 nt
Organism: Triplophysa rosa
Lineage: Eukaryota; Metazoa; Chordata; Actinopteri; Cypriniformes; Nemacheilidae
Exons: 5
Coding region: 93-836 (247 amino acids)
Source: RefSeq, a predicted model, not a curated record
UGUUGUGUUGUCAUUCACUGCAGUUACACAGACAGAGAGGAGGAGCCUGUGAAGAUUAGAACUAAACUUUAUUCACCUCUCACAGUGAAAACAUGAUGAUUCUCUGUGCUCUGCUUCUGUUAUUCCUCAUGAAAAGUGAAACAUUUGCACAGUCAAUAACAUCAUUACAAAAGAAAACAUUUGCAUCUGAGGGAGAAAAAGUCUCUGUCUCCUGUGAAUAUAGUGGAGCUGUAGAUAACCUCCACUGGUAUCGUCAGUUUCCCAGAUCUAAGCCAGAGUUUCUGCUUUGGAUUUAUCCACACGGAACCACAAGUGACCUUCCACCCCGUCUUUUACCUAAAGUUGAUAAAAGCAAAACUCUUUCAGCACAUAAAAUGAAUACCCUGAUGAUGUUGGUGAUUUUGGUAUUGAUUUGUUAUGAGUGUCGUGGAGAAGAGAAAGUUGAUCAGCCAGACAAACAAAUCACUGAAUCUGAAGGAGGAUCAGUAACUUUACACUGUAAAUACAAAACAGCUUCAUCUCAGCCAGAUCUCUUCUGGUACAUUCAGAGAGUAAAUGACUUUCCUAAAGACAUCCUGAGGAGAAGUAAAUAUGGAGGAGAUAAUGGCAGUGAGUUUCAGGAGAGAUUUCAGUCUGAAGUGAAGUCAGAUUCAGUUCCUCUGAUCAUUCAGGAUGUGUGUGGUCACAUGAGGACUGAAGUCUCUUCCAGCAUCUCGAGCUGCAGAGAAGUAACAGAAGAAACAUUCAGUCCACUGCAGACCAGCUACAGAUAUACACACACAUAUUUACUCUCACACACUGUUUUAGAGUACACUUACACGACAACAAUGAAGUAGAACAUGUUAAAGUGUUUGUUUGCAUUUUAAUAAAGUUCCACAUACAGCAACGUUGUAUUUACACGUAUCUGAGAGUAAAAAUGGGUCCUUUACCAUAGUGGAUAUAUAUAUACAGGCAUUCCUGGUCAUUUUGAAAAUGUGUUAAUGUUGUUGGAUCUCUAAUAUUCAUCAUGUUCGCACUUUAGAUAAAAGCAUCCAGUAUGAAUAUAAUUAAGUGAUUUCCUGAAUAAUCAUAAACAUUGUUACAAAACCUUUAAUGUAAACUACAGCACUGUUAAAUCAUGUUAAAUCAAAAUAUGAAAAGAAGAAGAGUCACAGCAUCAUGUGACAGACAGCAGGAAGUUUCAUGUGACUUUAUGUGUGAGGUGCAGAGACUGACAGUAACACAAAUCUACAGCUCACAUCACACACAACAUCAACACACAUGAUCUGA